Molecule: messenger RNA, 484 nt
Organism: Acipenser ruthenus (sterlet)
Lineage: Eukaryota; Metazoa; Chordata; Actinopteri; Acipenseriformes; Acipenseridae
Exons: 3
Coding region: 17-484 (155 amino acids)
Molecular function (GO): DNA binding
Source: RefSeq, a predicted model, not a curated record
GAAAAAGGCUGAUGUUAUGAUGCGAAAAAUAAUGAGCAGACCUCAGUCACAAUCAACAUUAGAGGAGGAGAAUACAAAAUUAAAAGAAACUGUGACAAAACUAAAAAAGGAAAACGAGGACUUAAGAAGUCUCAAUAUUUCUUUGCAAAAAGAAUUUAUACAGGACAUCGAAAAGCUGCUUUCCAAAACAAAAGAAAAGAACAAACAGGAGGAGCAAACCACAGAGCAGUCUACAGCCACCACAAAUUUAGGCAUAAGUAAUGCCAUUCAAGAGGCAUGUGGUAGAGGAGGCAGUUCCUGCACCGCCAUGGUCAAAGACCUUGCUGUUGCCGUUUUUGGCAGGGAGGUAUUAUCCACCCAUGGACUUUCAGGAAGAGCUGGUAAUGCCAACCAUGGCUCUAUUGCCAAACCAGCCCUUGAUCCUGGGAAAAUAAAGUUGCUGUCAAUUGAUGAUUUGUUGAUACUUUACUUUUUUGCAUUUUGA